AAUAAUUGAGAACCGCCACUUGGUGCACACAUCCACUACCUUCUCUCUCUUCUUCUCUCUAUCAAUUGGUGCACGGAUAAAGCAAUAACACGGUAAAGUUUCACACUUUUCCCCCAUUUCCAUUUGCUUCUCAUCUGGGUCACACGGGAAAACAAUUGAGAUGGAAGACAGAGAGAAUUGACUUGAACUGCAAGAUAGUCCAAGGAGAAGAAGAGCGAAAGAUUGGAUUUCUUUUUGCAGAAGUAGAGAAUAAGAGUGAUUGUUGAUGAUGGAGUCUUCGAAGGCUCUGCGGUUCAUAACACACCAAUCGUUGUUCUCGACCGUUCGAUCUGGGAACCUUGAUGAGCUGAAGAAGCUGGGAGCAGCUAAUCUGAAGGACGUGUUCAGCUUCUUGCUCAAACUCUGUGACUUCGAGAUAGUGAAGAUCAGGUCCAAGUCUGACAUGAACGCCUUUCAUGUUGCAGCCAAGCGUGGUCAUCUUGAUAUUGUGAGGGAGUUUUUGAGUACUUGGCCAGAGCUUUGUAAGUUAUGUGACUCAUCAAACACCAGCCCGCUAUAUGCGGCUGCUGUUCAAGAUCAUCUGGAUGUGGUCAAUGCUAUCUUGGAUGUGGACGCCAGUUCCAUGAUGAUAGUUAGGAAAAAUGGGAAAACUUCCCUGCACAAUGCUGCUAGGUAUGGUAUGGUUCGAAUUGUGAAAGUUCUUAUUGCCCGGGAUCCAGCAAUAGUCUCCAUCAAAGAUAAAAAAGGUCAAACUGCACUUCACAUGGCUGUCAAAGGACAGUGUAGUGCAGUGGUGGAGGAGAUAUUACAAGCUGAUCCAACUAUACUGAACGAACGGGACAAGAAAGGCAAUACAGCUCUUCACAUGGCUACUAGGAAAGGCCGUGAGCAGAUUGUGGCCCUUUUGCUAUGCUAUACCGCCAUGGAAGUUAACGCCAUCAAUAAGCAGCAGGAAACAGCUUUGGAUUUGGCAGAUAAACUGCCGUAUGGAGAUCCGUCUUUGGUAAUUAAGGAAGCCCUUGCAGAGUAUGGUGCCAAGCAUGCCAGGAAUGUCGGAAAAAUAGAUGAAGCCAUGGAACUCAAAAGAACUGUCAGUGACAUAAAACAUGAGGUGCAGUCACAACUUAUACAAAAUGAAACUACUCGUAGACGAGUUUCUGGAAUUGCCAAGGAACUGAAGAAACUUCAUAGGGAAGCAGUUCAGAACACCAUUAAUUCUGUCACAGUCGUGGCUGUCCUUUUUGCCUCAAUAGCAUUCCUGGCCAUAUUCAAUUUGCCUGGUCAGUAUAUAACAGGAGGAUCAGAUGCAGGGAAGGCCAAUAUUGCCAAUCGUCUUGGCUUCAAAGUUUUCUGCCUUCUGAAUUCUACAUCUCUCUUCAUCUCACUUGCAGUCGUCGUAGUUCAAAUCACUUUAGUAGCAUGGGACACAAGGGCUCAAAGGCAGGUUGUAUCAGUGGUUAACAAGCUAAUGUGGGCUGCAUGUGCUUGCACAUGUGGUGCUUUUCUUGCAAUAGCUUUUGAAGUUGUUGGAGAACACACAUGGAUGGCCUUGACCAUCACCAUUUUGGGAGUACCAAUUCUAGUUGGAACACUAGCAAGCUUGUGCUACUUUGUUUUUCGACAACAUUUUGGUGUUUUCCGCAGCGAUUCACAGAGGCGAAUCAAGAGAGCUAGCGGAAGCAAAUCUUUUUCAUGGUCGUACUCUGCAAAUAUAUCAGACUUGGACGAAUAUAAUUCCGACAUUGAAAAGAUCUAUGCUCUGUGAGAACAUACAUAGCAUCGGAUGCAACUUUUUACUGAAACUGAGGUGAAAAUGUUAGAGCAGUAGAAUGGAGUAUUCACCUGUUUUCAGAUGAAGUUUCAGGUUGUAGUAGGCUGUGCAAAUCUGUUUAAUUUGCUCAUAUCUUGAUUGUUAAGAUCAAUAAUCAGCUCUCGGAUGUAGAUUUGUGUAUAUUAUAUUAUAAGUGAUGGAAAGGAAGUGCACUAAAGUUUUAAAUUUGGAAUAAGAAAUUUCAUCAUAACACGAAAUC
Arachis duranensis is the source of this 2030-nucleotide messenger RNA. RefSeq names its product ankyrin repeat-containing protein At2g01680. Gene Ontology annotation, cellular component: plasma membrane. Lineage: Eukaryota; Viridiplantae; Streptophyta; Magnoliopsida; Fabales; Fabaceae. Gene Ontology annotation, molecular function: protein phosphatase 1 binding; protein phosphatase regulator activity. The record is from RefSeq and is a predicted model, not a curated record.